This is a messenger RNA of Carica papaya (papaya), 2964 nucleotides long. The record is from RefSeq and is a predicted model, not a curated record. Lineage: Eukaryota; Viridiplantae; Streptophyta; Magnoliopsida; Brassicales; Caricaceae.
UUUCGUUUUUACUGACAUUGGAAUUAGUUUUCUAUUACUUGCCGUUCAUAGGUUAUCAAUAUAAUGUUUCGAGCAUUUGUUCCUUUGGUUUUUCCGAUAUUACUUUGUUAAUCAAGCGUUUCUUUAGAUUAUUCUGUUUAUUCUCACAGUUAGGCUAGGAAAUUUAUGUCAUCAAUUAUGAGAUGUGAAGUUCUAUUUGCUUUGUUAUCCCAACAAUAAGGCUUUCAAGCAGAGAAAGUACACGCAUGUUUUAAAUGCUUGAGACUGAUUGUAGUUAAUAAAUAUUUUGAUUUAGGUUCUUCAUGGGCACUUUCAUUAAUCUGUUAUAUGAGUCAAAUGAGUGCAGACAGUAGGCUGAAUACAGAUUUAUCAAAGGUGGUUUCAUUAAGCAAUGGUGUUUCUGUGAGAAGAUUAGAAGAAAUACUGAUGGAAAAUGAGCGCUAUGUUGCCUUUUCUGGUGUACGCAAGUAUAAGCGGCGUAAAGUUAGUGCUGUUAGGGAUUUCCCACCUGGGUGUGGAUGGUUUCCCACACAGAUCAAUUUAACACCUGGAGAAGAAGCAGGAUAUUCUGGUACCAUUGAAAAGUCUGUAAAUGGGGAUGAAAGUUGUGGUUCAUUGCAUGUUGAUUGUGAUAGAUCUUCUGCAACUGGAAAUGAGUCCCAGUCCCAAGAUCUGUCACUGAUGGUAGGACAGAGAGAUCAUAUGGAUUCUGUUGGAGAAAAGCUGAUGAACUCAUCUAAUCAGGUGGAUGGGCUUGAAUCAGUGAAAGCUGAGUCUACAGGGACGCCGUUGCUAGAUCUUGAACCUGGACAUGUUGAAAAGUCAGUGCUAAAGCUUGAAAAUGGUGGAAACUUGAAUGCAUCAGAGGUAUUAAAUAAAGUUGAUCUUUCUGCAAAGGAAGAGAUUGCUCCCAAAGGUUGUUUGAAAUCCUUUUUGCCACUUGGUGAGCCAGUUAUUUCACAUGGCAUUUAUUUAAAUAAGAGUUCAAUUAGAAAUUAUCCUCCUCGAAGAAAUGUUUCUGCUGUUAGAGACUUCCCUCCAAAUGUUGGAAUUAAUGCUUCCCAUCUUACUAGUGAAGAGAUAAUAGAAAUUGUUGCUUCUGUACAGAACAAGAAUUCAGGCCCAGAGAAGUAUUGUAAUGGAGAUGUUACAAUGAAGGCUGAUUUUAAACAAAUAAGGCAGGCUGUUCUAGAUGAAGACAAUCGCAAGAGCAGAGUGGAAGGUGAUGAUGUCAGUCAAAUAGGGGAGAAAGUUCAACCUGAAUCUGAUGGCAUUUUCUCCAAAGAAAGGGGAAAGAACAAAGAAUUCAAAAUACUUCCUGAGGAGGACAAGUUGGCAUUGGGAGAUGCAAAAGAACAGAGUGAUACUUCUGGUAAAACUAAUACUAGUCGUUUGCAUCUUGAGACCGAGUCACUUGAAAAAACAGACGAAAAGAGUAUUGGACUAUUGGAGGAAAACAUGGAGAGGCAAAUAGUAAUUUACUCAAGGGAAAACAAUAAUGGAAGACGGAUUUCAGAUACGACUAGCUUUGAGAAUAAACUUCAAGAUGAAAGUUCAGGCUAUUCAGAAUUUACUUCGGGGAGGGUGCUGGUACUGGGACUCAUGGCUGCAAAAACUUGUCCUUGGAGGCAGGGAAGAAAGGUCACCAAACGUAAUGUGCUUGGUGGUGCAGGUGAAAGAAAAGAGAAGAAUCAUGAUUUCAUACUACAACCACAAAAGAAACCUGCUCAGAAAGUAAAGGACAGUGAAUGUGAAAACUCUGGAAAAAUAUGUUCUGAGAAGAAUCUGAAUCUUAAUAAUGAAGGUUCUUUGGGCCAUGAUGAGGAAUCUAGAGUUUCUCAAAUGGAUCAUAGAUCUCAUAGCGUGAGUCUACUUCCUUCUGUUCCUGGUAAUUCUGGGGGUAGAGGUGACGAUAAUGAUGCAAUUGCCACAAGAAACCAAGUGAGGGAAACAUUGCGGUUGUUCCACCUUAUCUGUAGGAAGCUCUUGCAAGAAGAAGAAGCGAGGCCUCAGGAGCGAUUGAAAGGUAGGAGAAUUGACUAUGAAGCUGCUAAGAUUCUUAAGAACAAAAGGAAGUAUGUUAACACUGGCAAGCAAAUCAUUGGAUCUGUCCCAGGGGUUGAUAUUGGUGAUGAGUUUCAUUACAGAGUAGAGCUUAAUAUCAUCGGUCUCCAUCGCCCUACUCAGGGUGGCAUAGAUUAUGUGAAGGAAGGUGGAAAGCUUCUUGCUACCAGUAUUGUUGCUUCUGGAGGCUAUGAUGAUGAGUUGGAUAACUCAGAUGUUCUGAUUUACACUGGCCAGGGAGGAAAUGUCAUGAAGGUUGGAGAUAAGGAACCUGAAGAUCAGAAGCUUGAAAGAGGAAAUCUUGCUUUGACAAAUAGCAAACAUGCACAUAAUCCUGUAAGAGUGAUUCGUGGUGAGAUGAAGGCAUCUGAUUCAUCAGAUUCAAAAUCUAGAACAUACAUCUAUGAUGGGCUUUAUGAGGUUGUGGAAUUAUGGCAGGAGCAAGGGUCACAUGGUAAGCUGGUCUUUAAGUUUAAGUUGGUCCGGCUUCCUGGUCAACCUGAACUUGCUUGGAAAGUAGUGAAGAAGUCCAAAACGUCCAAAGUACGAGAGGGUGUUUGCGUAAAUGAUAUUUCAAAUGGGAAAGAGUUAAUUCCUAUUUGUGCUGUGAACACCAUAGAUGAUGAGAAGCCACCAUCAUUUGAAUAUGUAACUGGCAUGAUUUACCCUGAUUGGUGUAACCCUACUCCUCCUAAGGGUUGUGAUUGUACCAAUGGAUGUUCAGAAUCCGGGAAAUGUUUGUGUAUAAGCAAGAAUGGUGGAGAAAUCCCAUUUAAUCAUAAUGGGGCAAUUGUUGAAGCAAAGGCCCUCGUGUACGAGUGUGGUCCUCCCUGCAAAUGCCCUCCUUCUUGCUAUAAUAGAGUCAGUCAACAGGGUAUCAAAUUUCAGCUUGAAAUCUUC